AUGUUACAACCCAACCCAAAUCACACCACUGUGACAACACUUCAGGAUUUAGCUCCGAUUAUUCUUUCAACAGUUGAACAAUAUUUAAAUGAUGAACAACAACAAUCCUUGAAAAUUCUAAACUCGACGACACCAAAUGUAUUCCAGUCCAAAGUCAGAGCUCUCUAUUUGUUUGGAUCUCAAGUCUAUUUUGCAAAAGUAUAUCCCAAAUCUCAAAUGUCAUCAUUACCAUCUCAACAUUAUGUAUUGAAAUUACUCUCUCGUAAUCAGCAAGACAUAAUUGAAUAUAAUUUAACCAAUUCUGAUUUAGAUAUUAUUCUUGUUUGUGAUGAUUUAUAUUCAGAAAAUUUUGAUGAAGGUGGUCUCACUUCAAAUUUACAAUAUAAAUUAACAAUUUAUUUAAAUAUUAUUGAAGAAGAAAUGAUAAUACUACCAAAUGAAACUCUAGAACACCAUCAUAGAUAUCGUAUUCUUUCAUCAUCCGUGUACGACCAUUUAACACAACAACAAGAAGAACAACUUAUUGCUACCAAUUCACAACACAAACAAGAUCCACAAGUGAUCACUCCUCACACAAGUUUCAAAUUAGAAAUUGAACUCUCCCUUCUCAAUACUAAAUAUUUUCUUUCCUUUUUAAAUUAUCAUCAACCAAUACUGUUACAAUUUAUUACAUCAGAAACAAAUGAUGAUCAAUUUAUCAUUUAUGAAGAUUCAAUGAUGAAAUAUUGGAGACAACAUUGGUCCAAGUACUUGAUGAAAAUACCAAGAAUGAAGAAUUCAUUUGUUCAUGAAUUAAAUUUUUCAAUGAAUAAGGCAUUUAGAUUUUGGAAUUUAUAUGAUUCAAGUGUGAGAAAUGUGGAACAUUCACACAGUAUUAUGAAUAGUAAUAAUAAUAUUUUGAAUAAUACUACUACUACUAAUACUACUACUACUACUACUGACCAUAAUCAUAACAAGUGUAAUAAUGACAAUAAUAAUAAUAAUAAUACCAUGAGUGAUCAUCAAGAUUGUAAUCAUACCAUCACGAAUAAUAACCAUUCAUCAUCUUUCUUAAAAAAAGUGAAAAAGAAUAUCUGUCAUGGAUAUAGACUUUUGAGAUAUGCCUAUCAACUCAUUCAAUAUGGAUCUAUUCAAGAUUAUACUGAAUCUAAUUCAGAUUUCUAUGAAAUGGUAUUUCAUACGAGUCAACAUUAUACCACUUGGAAAGAAUAUGAAAAAACAUUUCAAAAAUUAUACAAUGAAUAUGAAGAACAAUUUGAAAAGUAUUGUAAUGAUUUGAUUCAUGAAAUGUCUGAAGAAUUAUUAAGAAUGGGUAAACAAUUUAAUACAAGUUUGUAUAAUAGAAACAAUUCAACAACAUGUAUUCCAAGCCAAGAUUUUUCAAGUGUGUAUUAUAGAAACGAUUUAACAAGACAAGAUUUAACAAGACAAGAUUUAACAAGACAAGAUUUAACAAGACAAGAUUUUCCAAGUAGAAGAAUGGAUGAACAGAAUUUAAUGACCACUUCCACUCCUCCUCAUCAAACAAGUCAUCCUUCCUCCAUCAUGACUCCACACCCCAUCAUUCAGUUUUUAAACAAGUUUGUACGACGAGGUCUUGAACAUUAUGAUUCAACAACAACAACCACUCGAAUGCUUAUUGCUUCCUCUACGACAUGUGAUCUUAAUUUUCAAAGAAUAACAACAACUCAACCUCUCCAAUCAUUGUCAUCAUCAUCUCCAUUCCAACUAUUCCCAUCAUUACAAGAUGUAUUUCUAUUAUCAAAUAUAUUUGGAUUAUCAGUCACACCCUUGUAUCGUGUACCAAUCAUCAUCACGAUGAAUUCAACCAACCAUUCUCCUCACAUUCUAAAAGAAUCAUUGAAUAUUCCAUCUCUACUCCUCUAUGAAUGUUCCAUUGAUGCACCAUUCUAUAAAAGUGAAAUUCCAUCUCUGUUCUAUAAGAAUAGUGAAUUAUUGAAAUGUCAUGGAAUGAUCAUUCAAUGUAUUUCAACAAUGAACACUACAACAACCACACCAACAACCACACCAACAACCACUUCGAGUACUUCUACUUCUACUCCUACUUCUACUUCUACUCCUACUUCUACUUCUAAUAUCAAUGAUCACAUUUCAAAUUCUUUUAAACUUCAAUCCCUCUCAAGACCAUUCAUGUUAGAUUUUAGAGAAAUUGAAAAAAGAGUAUCUUCUUGUGAUCAUUCCUGUAUAUUGAAUACUUUAUUUCAUAAUGAGAGUAUUGAUAGUAAUACGAACAAUAAUAAUAAUACGAACAAUAAUAAUAAUACUAACAAUACUAGUCAUGACAGUAGUACAACCCAUACUACUACUACUACUACUACAACAAAUCAUCCAUCUCAAUUUAUAUGUUUUAAAAAUCCAUAUGGAUUACAAGUGAAUUUAUUUAAACUUGAACAAGAAAUGAACGCACACUUCGAUCACUAUGCGUGUAUGAAUCAUGAAUAUUGUUGUGAAAAUGAACAUGAUCAUUGGAUCAUCUCAUGUCCCAUCUUGGAAAGACAACAAUGGGAAUAUUAUCCCUUAUUCUAUGAUGUUAUUAAACAUGAUAUGAAAAAUUGGAGAAGUUCAUUUUGGAAUGAUUUUCAAAGACUUUUUAUGAAAUUACCAAAUCAAGAGAGAGUAUACUCAGAGUACAAGCAAGUGACAUUUAUGUUUAAAUGGAAUCCACAAACUCAUGAAAUUAUUUAUAUUGGAAGUGUGAAUGUCAAGAAAUGUCUUGAAGAAAUGUUCAACGAUGGACCUUCUACUUGUUUCAACAUGAUGAAUGAUUCUAUUCGUAGUAGUAGUAAUAGUAAUAAUAGUACCAGUAGCACGAAUGAUAGUAAUGCCCAUGUCAUACCAUGUUCAUUAUUGAAUUAUGAUCGAAUGAAAGAAUUAUAUGGAUGGAAAGUCAUGGAAAGAGAAUAUCAUUUAGAUUCCAAUACAAUGUACACUCAUUCUAGCACUAUGAAUCACUCAAACCAUACAACAACAUCAUUGAUCAUUCACAACAUGAUUAGAAACAUGUUGAAAAAUGAUGAAAAAUGUCAACAAACACAAUGGUUGUAUGAAUUGAUGAAUGCUGUAAAUCAUUUAAAUCCCUAUGAAUAUGAAGGAUAUUUAUUAUUGAAAGUAGAAGAAGAAAUAUUAUUGAAAGUAGAAGAAGAAAUAUAUUUGACGAACGAUGAAAACAGUAUAUCAAUGGUAUCUGAUUCAUCAUUACCACACCUUCAUCAUACUCAACGUUGUUAUGUGAUUAAUUAUUCUUCAGAAUUGAGUGGUUUUGAAGUGAAAUGUCCAAUUCAUUAUCAUUUGAGUCGAUUGAGAAUCAAUAACAGAAAUUAUCCAGGAGCAUUUAUAUUGAAUGAAACGAUCAUUCAAGAUCCACCAGAUCAUUUGGUGAAAUCAGACAAAAUGGAUCAACAUGUAUUGGAAUGUGUGGUAUUGAGUUGGUCGUCUCUAAAUGAUCAUUGGAUCAUCAGUGAUGAUCUUAUCAUGCAAUUGAAUCCAAUAUUUAACAAGUCAUUUCAAAAUACUCAACGCAAAUACUUGCAAAUUUGUAAAGAAUUGAAUGAUUUUUAUAGAGACAAGUUAUGGAAUGAUCCCAAUAUUAGAAAUGAUGAUUUGAAAUUUUCUCAAAUAGCAUCCACCAUCACUCUUUCGAAUCAACGAAAAAUACCUACCAAGAUUGCAAGAGAGCUCAUGUUUCGAGUGAGAGCAUUUCAUCGCAUGCGUUGUGAUUCAUCAUCCAUGGAAUUACAUGAUGAUUGGAUGCAUCAAUUUUUCAAAACCUAUUGUUCUCUCUAUCAAGUAGUUCCCAAUGACAAGAAGUGUCGAGUGGAAAUUCAAACACUUAGCCUCUUGCUUUCAUUGAUCAACAACGAAUAA
Messenger RNA from Naegleria lovaniensis, 3885 nucleotides. RefSeq lists its product as uncharacterized. Lineage: Eukaryota; Heterolobosea; Eutetramitea; Acrasida; Naegleriidae. Bases 1 to 3885 code for a protein of 1294 amino acids. The record is from RefSeq and is a predicted model, not a curated record. The transcript has a single exon.